CUUUCAUUUGGUUUUCUAGUGUUUGGCUGUGUGGUUUACUGAUUAACAACAUGAGAUUUCUGUUAACAUUUCUUACAAUUUACGUGGUGUGGUUGCAACUGCCGCAAGCUGAAGCGAGGAAGAAAGGAUACUGCUGUCUGGCAACAAUGCUGUGUUACAGCGUCAUUUACCCAACACGAUGCACUGAGUUUCCCAAUGGCAAACAAUUAUAUUACGGUGAUCCAACAUUGUGCUAUAGCGAACUCUGCGGCGGCUUUAAAACUCCGACACCUUGCUGCGGCAAAAAGAAUUGCGACUUUUUCUGCUGCAAUUGUAAAGAGUGCAGGAAAAAUAGGAAAAAGGUUGCUGGCGACUUUCGGGAAAUGUAUUACGGCAGAGCUCUCAAUGUGUUUGAGCGGGCAACUCUCCCUAAGUUACCUAAUAAGCCGCCCAUUCCUUUUAAGUGUGAAGAUUUUCCACCACUACCCAAUCAUUAGCGAGUUUAAAAAGUUGUAAGAGUUAAAUGCAAUAAAUAUAAUUUCAAUCACU
Messenger RNA from Drosophila albomicans, 528 nucleotides. RefSeq lists its product as uncharacterized. The coding region runs from base 51 to 476 and encodes 141 amino acids. The transcript has 2 exons. The record is from RefSeq and is a predicted model, not a curated record. NCBI's taxonomy places the organism in Eukaryota, Metazoa, Arthropoda, Insecta, Diptera, Drosophilidae.